Messenger RNA from Drosophila willistoni, 2339 nucleotides. It is a transcript of the gene Fem-1, whose product is annotated as protein fem-1 homolog B. The transcript is spliced from 6 exons. NCBI's taxonomy places the organism in Eukaryota, Metazoa, Arthropoda, Insecta, Diptera, Drosophilidae. Bases 113 to 2212 code for a protein of 699 amino acids. The record is from RefSeq and is a predicted model, not a curated record. Gene Ontology annotation, molecular function: protein binding.
CUCAUCUCUUGUGUCAGGUGCUGCGCUUCCACCAAAAACAAAAAAACACGAAAAACAAAAACAAAUUUGCAAUUCCAAAACAUAAACAGUUGAUGUCCGCUAUUGUAACAUAAUGGAAGUCGAUGCCGAGCCGCAAGAUCAAGAUCCGCAUACCGCAAUUUACGACGAUAGCCUAGAUUUUGGAUUCUACAACAUGGCCCAUGGCAUGCUCAUGGAGAUUAGUGAUGAGCUGCGAGAAAAGUUCGGGUCGCAGGGUCGCCUAAUGUUAUCCCAACUAAAUAGAAUCUAUCUUGCUGCCCGGAGUAGUGAAAUGAUGCGUUUCGUGGAAGCUCUCAAUGUGGUGGACAGCAAGGAAAUGCAAACCCAUUUGGUUAAUAUAAAUUUUGAUCAACCGGAUGGACAAUCCUUGACCCCACUGACCAUGGCCGCCAUGUCGGGCAAUGUGACUUUCGUCAAGACUUUACUCUCCCACUAUGACGUGGACUUGGAGAGGGAAUGUAAUGUGAUCUUUGAUGGUUUAGUUGUUUAUGGUGCUACUGCUCUUUGGGUAGCUGCUGGAAUGGGACACUUGCAGAUUGUUAAAAUGCUAGUCCAGGCCGGAGCGUCUAUUAAUCAUAAUACCAAGGCGCAAUCAUCGCCCUUAAGAGCUGCUUGCUAUGAGGGUCGUUUGGAUAUUGUGGAAUUUCUUAUUGACAAUGGAGCCGAUGUAAAUGCCACAAAUCUAUUUAACAACAACACUCUGAUGAUCGCCGCCUAUAAAGGUCAUGCUUUGGUGGUCAAGACUCUGCUGGAAAACGGAGCACGGCCCGAUGAGCAGGCCUUGUGUGGGGCCACCGCUUUGCAUUAUGCUUCGGAAAGUGGUCAUUUGGAUGUGGUUGAAGCUUUGCUGGAUCAUGGAGCUACCUUAAAGAAGAAUGAACUGGGUCUAUCGCCAGCCUUGCAGGCAGCAGAUCGUUUGCAUGAUCGUGUCGUCGCGGCAUUCCUAGAACGUCCUGGCCUAAUGUCGCAGGAAGAGAAAAUAUUGACUUUAGAGCUAAUUGGAGCCACAUAUGCUAAUGAUAAGUCCAGAUAUGAUAUCAAUAUGGCCUAUACCUAUCUAUUAAGGGCCAUGGAAAUGCGUUACUCCGAUCCACGUAAUGUCAUACGCAAGAAGGUGGAACCCCCCGUUCCGGCCUAUGACAGUUGGUUUGAGACUGAGAAUUUGCCCGAAUUGCUGGCCAUCAAAUUGAAUCAUCAUUCCAUACAUAUGGAAUCAUUGGCCAUACGAGAACGCAUCUUGGGACGCAAUAAUCCGGAAGUUCCGCAGGCAAUUAUAUAUCGCGGUGCCGUCAUGGCCGAUCAUGGACGUUUCGAACAGUGUCAAGUGCUUUGGAAUUAUGCAACCGAUUUGCGUAUGAUAAAUAAUGUCUCUGUGGAGCGUGACUUGUUGCGUUUUGCGCAAUUAUUUGCCCAAAUCUUACGCGGGGACAAUCAUAAACUAACUUUGGAUAAUGUGUUACCCAUUCUCGAUAAGUGCCAGCAGGAGAUACAAAUAAAUAAGUGUAAAUUAAUAAGUGCCAAACCCAAUACCUGUGCCAGUCUCGUCCAAGAUCAGAACAAUCAAAACUGCAUAACCGCAUUGUAUUUGAUCAAAGCAGUGACCCAAAUGGCCCGACGUCGCAAAGAUCAGGAUAUCAACGAGGAGCAAAUUCAACAAUUGUUCCUGAUUGUACGCAAAUUUGUACAGAACGAUACCCGAAUGUCGGAUGGUCAGACUUUGCUGCAUCUCGCCGUAAAUGGUGUGACAGCCGUGGAUGAGUUCUUUACCAGUGAUAUGUGUAGAUUUCCCUGCUAUGCCACUGCCUUGGUCCUGGUGCACUGUGGUGCCUCGACAAAUGCUGUGGACACGAAUCGUAAUACUCCAUUACAUAUAUUGGUGACCAAGAUACAUCCAUCCCAUGAUCGUCAGUAUGAGAUGGCACGCAUAUUGGAAUUGUUUGUCGAAGCUGGUGCCCAUUUGGAUGCAGUUAAUGCCAGUGGUCAGACAGCUGCUGUUGCCUGUAAACAAGCUUCUUUGGUCAAUCAAUUGCAAACCUAUCAAAAUGCUCAUACCAGUUUAAAGUGUUUGUCUGCUCGCACCAUUGCAACAAACAGAUUGAGCUUUAAGGGAUUGAUACCCACCCAAUUGGAGGCUUUCAUUCAAAUGCAUAGUGUAAACAAAGUCAUACCAUAAAGGAACAAACAAAAAGCAAAGAGAAUUUCUCGAAUUUAGCUACUUAAAUUAGCCAAACUGUAAAAGGAAAAACGUGUAUUGAGGUUUUAGAUGAAUUUUUUUUCUUCAUUAAUCUCUUUUUUGGAUA